GACGAUGUCAACGACCACCCAAAUUCUCUUCCACAGCCCGGCUCUGCAUUCCCUUAAGCGCGACCAAUUGGUCAAAUUAUGCAAGAUUCAUAGUAUCAAAGCUAAUGGAAAGAACAAGGAUCUUAUCGAGCGUCUCCAGCUACAUGCACAGACACUUCCGCCUGAUGAUCCGUUGAGCGUUGCAACAAGGGGCAACACAAGUGAAGAUGAACAAGAUGCUGCAGAGGAGGGCAGCAAAGCAUCUGCGAUUGCGCGCCCGAGUGAACAAUGGGAGAUUGUCAUGGACAGCAUCGCAGAAGUUGAUGAAGAUGCUGCGAGUACACUCAAAAACAACCAGACGCGUAAUGCCACACAAGCAGGAGAGUUUGGAACAAACGGGGGCAAAGCUUCAAGUGUUGGUUCCUCUCUCAAGGCCAUAGCCACUUCUCUUGGACUGAAACGCGGGAAUGCAUCUUCUGAACCAACUACAACCGCCUCGUCCAAAUCUUCGCUCACUUCUACCCAAAGUGGGAAAUCGCAGAGCACAGCUCCGACUGAGCCAGAGCCCGAAGUUCAGCCCGUGCCAGGACAGAACGCUCUUGCAGGUCUCCCAGCACCAGACAAUGCCCGUCUCAGUAUAUCCCAGGAGCCUGCGACGACCACAAUCCGUCUAGUUGCCUUUAAUGCACCUGGGAACUCAUUGUUGUCCCCGCCAAAGUUACAUCCGUUCAAGACAUCCUUUGAUCUUGUGCCCCAAACACCCGGGGGAGCGGAAGGUGACGGUGUAUGGCCACUCUCACCUGGAGGAGCCAAACGCGAGCGCAUAUACCCAGGUAUUCCAACAUUUUCUGCUUUUGGACCUGUAGAUGCUUCCGACAUGGAUAUCGAUGUCGAUUUCCCCGGUACACUCCAGUCAUCCACGCCAGCGCGUACGAAGCUCAAUACAGGUGCUACUCCGAAGUCCGACGAAAAGCCCUCUGACGUCCCCCAAGAUUUGUUUUCCCCAGCACCAAGGCUUACUCGUGCUCGGGAGGAUGUGGGCUCAUUCCGCCCACAGCGUUCCCCGGAAAAGCCGAGCGGCGAACUGGGAAUACCCCGCUCUGAGCCUUUCAUCUUUGGAUCUCCUAAUCCUCAGCACCGUCUUUCGAAUGCGCAAUUCCGAAGUGCGGCGCAAAGCGUGCUGGACGAUAUGAACGCGCGCCUUAAAACGGAUGGCGUCGCAAGCGUAGAUUUUGAGCUUUUGAGACACCGGCAACAGUCUACGUCAAGACAGUCCACUGCAGAGGACCCGCAGCAGGAGAAGAAGGCCGGUACGAGUCAGCUAUUCGAUAAAGCGCACCAAGCACAAUUCGAUAAGAUGGACAGCAUCACGAGCCACUAUGCUGCACGACGCAGGCUGCCAUCUGAUGCGAAAGCUGCACCCGUCUUGGGCAAGCGAAAGACAGCCGCUGGGCCCGCAUCCAUCACUGGGAAGACGCGUAAGUCGAGCGUGGUGGUGAAGAAGGACCGCGUUCCUUCCACCUCAAGUGUGAGGUUGCGCCCAGUUUCGAAGAAAGUCGUACCAGGAGGAUUUGGCGAUGAUGAUGGCGAUGAUGACGGCGAAGAAGAGGAUGACCGAGAGGAUGAUAGGCGGAAGUCUAAACGUGUUCGCGUCGACCCUGCUGAGGAUGCAGAGUUGAAAGGGGAAGAGGCGAAGAAGCUCAAGGAGCGUGAAGCCAUCCGUCGGAAGCUGGAUGCCAACAAAGCCAAGAGGCGCAGCAGCAUGGGUAGGCCAAGUAUAGGCAAGGGCGCCCAAACACCCAAGCAAACAUCACGCUUCGGUUUCCUCUCUUCUGCAAAGAAUCUCGUCUCAAAUGUUUGGAAUCGCGGAACAACUGGGUCGAAGCCGAACGUGACCGUCGCGAAGCCCGCACCCGCACCCCAGACGAAAACUCCAGCCCCGUCUAUUUCUUCCAAAGUUACCAAAGAGCCACCAAAAGCACAGUCGAUAGCCAAGAAACCCUCGAUUGUCCCUGGUUCUUCGGGAGUGCUACCCGUCCCUAAAGAGCGUGUGCCAUCGGUCAGUAAUGACAAACGCAUGCCUUCUGGGAGUUCGCUUGCACCAGUAGCUGAUUCAACGCCAUCUCGCACAUCGAAAUCUCCAAUCCAGUUCCCUGCUCCAGGGACGUCAAGCAGGAUGAGCCAUAGUAGGAUUGCUUCGCGAACAAAUAAUGCAGGGCACGUAUCUUCCAUGGGCUCGAAGACUUCCCUCGCUGGUACAUUAAAAGUUGCAACCAUUGGCACAGUUCGAGCUCGCAGCUCCACCCUCAUGGCACCAACUGCAUCAUCCCUAGCCAAGACCAGCAGGCUGCCAGUGCCGUCGUUUUCCCCACUCCAGGUGAAAGGUAAGGCCAAUGAGAAAGGAAAAGAACAGGAAAAGGAAACAGAUACAGUGGAACAUGUAGUGAACUCCCCGAUGGUCCCCCGAAGUCAGGGCAAAAUCUUCAGCCAGCCCUUAGGGCCGAUCAGCCCCUCGUCGAAGCCUUCGGGACCACAGCCUCAGAUGUCCCUUGCAGCAGCAGCUGCUACACUGGCCACCGCGAAGCCUCCAAUCCCGCCGAAGCCGAAGGUUAUGCUCGGACGGCGGCCACGUAUAUCAAGAGGAAAGGUGAUCGCGAAAUUGGCUUCGCAACGCGAGGCCCAGCAUGCUGGCACGAGCGCUAUUCCGAGGCCACGUGUAGGCGCAUCCAGCUCCCAUGCGAGCGUCGGUGUACCAAGGGUACGGUCUAGCAUGGGCACGAACGUCGGGCAGUCGCAUGGUGUGGCGAAAGUGGGUGGGGAUGUGCUGAUGAGCGCAAAGAAGCGCACGAGGAGGAGCGAGUAUGUGAGGAGGCGGAGUCGUGUAGAUGGAGAGAAGAUGGACGUGAAGGAAUGAGCUGCGAGGUUUUUCUUCAAUUUUUUUACUAUCUCUUGUUCUAUGCAUUUGAUGAUCAUACUUCGAGUUAUACAGUACUUCAUCUAGUUUAAUCAUGCAGGAACAUAACAUUGGCUAGAAUAUCAAUAUCUAGUUAUACUUGCACAGCAACUGCAAAUAGG
Molecule: messenger RNA, 3054 nt
Organism: Suillus subalutaceus
Lineage: Eukaryota; Fungi; Basidiomycota; Agaricomycetes; Boletales; Suillaceae
Exons: 4
Coding region: 5-2893 (962 amino acids)
Source: RefSeq, a predicted model, not a curated record